AUCUGAUCCGAGAGAGAGCCUGUCACCUUUGCUCAUACCAAUAUCGCUGUCAACUGGACGCUCUGUCCAGCACCCAACGCUGACCAAUAUGAUCGAACCCCGUGCAGCAAAGAAAUCCAAGCCACCCAAUGCACGACAGCUCUUGAAUGAGUGGAAUGUCAAGGUAUAUGCGGGAGUGGUUGCUGGUGUGAUUGCGGCUCUUAUUAUCUACCAUUGGGCGCAAUGGAUUAGACGCAAAACAUCAAAGUCGACAAGGACUGGCUCGUCUUCGCCCCUUGCCAAGGCUUCUAGAAAGAUUCGCAGCCUACUGGUUCGCAAGGUGCCGGGGUUUCCAACGGGAGGCCAUGCCUUGCUGACGAUUGCGUUCAUCGGUGUCAAUAUUGUCAUGUCUUUUCAUCACGUUGAUAAAGAAAAGAUGAGCAACUUUGCUGCACGAUUUGGAUGGAUGUCGACGGCGAACAUGGCGCUCUGCGUCUUCUUCGGUCUGAAAAAUACCCUCCUCGGUGUCUUGACCGGACACUCCUACGAAAGACUCAAUUUCUUCCACCGAAGGCAGAACCGGUGGAGCACCCUACUCGAAGUGCAAAACUGGGAGGGCAUUGGCGCAGGCUUGGCCAUGCUCCUCCUACUCAUGGGCUUGGCCAGGAAUUUUGGCUAUGAGUGGUUCUACGUGAGCCACAUGGUGGGAUUCCUGCUCGCCAUUAUUUUCACUGGGCUUCACAGGCCCUACUGGAUAUGGAAGAUCCCUGUGGCAAUGGUCUUCAUCGCCGCAAUUUGGGGGCUUGACCGUCUGAUUCGAGGGUCGAGGAUGCUGUACAACCUUGUCAACAACAGCGCCACCAUUUACCGAUUACCUGACAACGGUGUUCGUCUGGUCAUCAAGAAACCUCUGUCGGGUGCUACUCCGGGCUCGCAUUGCUUCGUCUGGAUCCCCGGCGUUCGCCCAUUCCAAACACACCCCUUCACCAUUGUGUCCAACACCCCUCACGGGGGGCUGGAGUUGGUCCUCAGCUCCUAUGAUGGUUUCACGAAGGCCUUGCAUGAUCGAGCUAAUACCGAGGCUGGGACAACUGUGUGGGCUUCUGUCGACGGACCCUAUGGGGCAUUCUCUAACCCGAAGAAACACGACAAGGUGGUCUUGAUUGCCGGCGGCAGCGGGGCUACGUUCACCUUCGGGUUGGCAACGAACCUCUUACAGCACUUGGAGUCCGAAUCCCAUAAGCGUGUUGACUUCAUCUGGGCUGUUAGAAAGAGGGAAAAUUUAGAAUGGUUCACGGAUCACCUUCAGUCACUGAGCCAACACGGCGCAGGGGUGAACGUGUUAUUCCACAUUACUCGGGAGGGCUCCGUGGCCUCCUUGAGCGAGUUGUCGGAACUAAAUGUCUCAUCGCCCACUUCCCUGAAGUCACCGAAGGAGAAAGUUGAAGCUCUCCUGCCAGAGCCUGGCACGGAGCAGAGCAAGGAAACUCUCCCUUCGACGGUGGCAGUUCCACAGGGAGAUAGGUCGUUGGGUCUGGAGGGGCUGUGCGAUAUCAAGUUCGACAAAUUGAGAGCUGGAGAAGCUAUCACUCAAACACUGCAGUCAGCUGCGCCUGGUCAGCGGGUGUUGAUAGCUGCUUGCGGUCCGCAGUCCCUGACUGAAAUUGUUCAGAACGCUGCUGCACACUGCAUUGCUUCUGGCGAAAUCAGCAUAGAAGUACACUGCGAGAACUUCGGAUGGUAA
Molecule: messenger RNA, 1723 nt
Organism: Colletotrichum phormii
Lineage: Eukaryota; Fungi; Ascomycota; Sordariomycetes; Glomerellales; Glomerellaceae
Product: ferric reductase NAD binding domain-containing protein
Exons: 5
Coding region: 89-1723 (544 amino acids)
Biological process (GO): copper ion import; iron ion transport; intracellular iron ion homeostasis
Cellular component (GO): plasma membrane
Molecular function (GO): ferric-chelate reductase activity
Source: RefSeq, a predicted model, not a curated record